AUGGUGUACAAGGUUUCGCAAAUACUGGGACCAUCAGCAGGCCGCAGAACGUCUCCCGCGUCAAAGUCUCGAGGAGGUGGGUCUCCAAACUUGCUGGCGACGCUGACUACCCCCAUCAAAGUGAAGGCAUCGGCAGAGAACCGCCUUUCUGUCCUUUCUGUCCAGGAUGCAGCGGAGACCAGGGUCCGCCGGUCGGGUGAGGAGAAGAUGGCCUCUGCCUGGGGCCUCGAGUUCGAGGCAGAAGCCUUGGCGGCUCAGGGCGAGACGAGAUUCCUGCAGGCAGAAAUCCAUCGGCUUCUCGCCGAGCGUGCAUCGGAGCAAGUUGCCACGGGCCGCAGCAUGGCCGAACUAGAGGCCACCAUUGCGUGGUUGCAGGCCAGUCGGGAACAUGACCGAAACGUCAUGCGCGAUGCACGUGAGAACGUGGAGGCCGCCACCAAUCGGCUCUCAGAGGGAUAUGAAGUUCGACUGGCCCAGCUGGAUGCGGAUCGUGCUGCGCUGGCCGAGCAGGUCUGUCAGCUGGAGAUGGAAAUUCAGAACCUCCAUGGCAACCAUCUGCAGGACAUCCAAGCCCACCGAAGCUGGCAUUCGUCUGCUUUGGAUACUCUCUUCGAGACGCGAGGCAGUGAAUUGGCUUGCCUUGCCAUGCGCGCGUGGAGGGAGCUUCUGCGCGGCAAGGAUGCAGGCGGCCGCCGCCGUCACCUUGCCGGACGAGUCACUGCUCGGCACGUGCAGGAAAUAAUGCUUCAAGCCAAGCGGGCGCUCUGGGCGGCUUGGAGCAGCGCCGCGGUCCGUCGCGCCCAGCACCGCCGCAGCGCAGGUGCUGUGACCAAGGCUGUGGCGCGGCUCUCGGACGGAGAGUCGAGGAGGCGUAGGGCAUUUGUUGCUUGGCGAAUGGCGGUGCAUCCGCUGCGUGGAUCCGCACAGAAGGCCUUGGCGCAUGCGCGCCUGGCGACCGUGCAGCAUCGCCAGCAGGCUGCGCACCGGGAGUUUCAGAGGAGCUGCUGGGACAUUUGGGCUUCAAACGCACGUGAGGAAGCAAGGAGACGAGAACUGGAGGCUGCUUCCACAGCUCUGCGCGACCAGGUGGCAAUGCACAAAGAAGCGGCCCAGGCUGCGCAUGCUUCUGCUGAAGAGCGACUUCAGCAAGUCGAAUUGCAGUUCCAGGAAUCGGAAAUGAUUGCUGCCGAGGCUAGCAGCCAGCAGCUCCUCGAUCAGAAGCUUGUGAGCGCCAAGCUCGAGUCACGCCUGUCCACCGCUUCUGAGCGGGAGGAGGAGCUCCGCCACGAGAUGUCGCGCCUGGCUGAUCUGCUCACAGCCGCAGAGGCCGAGGUCCUGGAGAAGACAAGCGAUGUGGAGAACGCGGAGGAGCGCCUAGCUGCAAAGACGGCAGAGGCGCACGCCUUCGAGCAAGCCGAGCUCCGGCAACACACCCAGGAGGCUGCGAUUGCUGGGCGCCUUGCCCGGCUGGUGCAGCAGGCGGCGGACCAAGAGGAGGAGAUUGCCGUGCUGCAGACGUCACUGCAUGCAGAGCGGGCCGCGCUGGCUGUUCUGCGCCGUAGUGAGCUUCAGAUCACGGAUGCCGUGACUGAAGCCAAGAGCCUUCCGGUUCGGCAUGUCCGCACAGACGUGGACGAGGCCAAGAACAGAUGGCGGCUGGAGCAUAGCUUCUCUGUGUCGGCGAUUCACAAAUCCGGCACGCUGCCGGAAACACUUCCAUUGGCUUCGAGAACAAAGAGGCUCGCAAGCCGGAGCCAGUGA
Symbiodinium necroappetens is the source of this 1761-nucleotide messenger RNA. NCBI's taxonomy places the organism in Eukaryota, Dinophyceae, Suessiales, Symbiodiniaceae. The record is from the annotation of a GenBank genome assembly.